Strongylocentrotus purpuratus (purple sea urchin) is the source of this 2695-nucleotide messenger RNA. RefSeq names its product monomeric sarcosine oxidase. NCBI's taxonomy places the organism in Eukaryota, Metazoa, Echinodermata, Echinoidea, Camarodonta, Strongylocentrotidae. Gene Ontology annotation, molecular function: sarcosine oxidase activity; flavin adenine dinucleotide binding. The record is from RefSeq and is a predicted model, not a curated record.
ACGACUCUCCUAUAACAGCAGUGACUACGUCCAGCUGGCAAGAGGUACGUAUGAAGCAUGGGGAGAGGCCGAGAGAGAAUCUGGUAUCCAGCUAGUAUACAAGACCGGUGGAUUAGACAUAGCGAAGAAAGGCACAGUGGGAGCCCAGGUGAUUGAAAAAUACGCUCAGGCUAUGGAUGAACAGAAUGUUCCAUAUGAAAGACUUGAAGGAGAAAGAGUGCGCCGAAAGUUCCCUCAGUUUGAUUCUACCCCUGAUUGGACAUGCCUCUACCAGAAGGACUCCGGGCUAGUUGAUGCUGCUAUGGGCAACGCAGUCCACAUACAGCUAGCCCAAAAGUAUGGAGCAACCAUCGUGGAAAACGCUGCAGUCAUGAAGCUGAAGAGGCAUGGAGACCUAACUAGGGUUUGCACAAGCCAAGGUGACUUCCUAUGCAGGAAGGUGAUACUGACUGCCGGAGCAUGGAUGAAUGAUGUUCUCUCUUCCGUUGGAGUUAAGAUACCCCUCACUGUCACGCAGGAACAGGUCACUUACUUUGGUACUCCUCACAUGAAAGAGUUCACAAAAGAUAGAUGCCCCAUCUUCAUAUAUCACACUGGUUGCGGUGGUGAGCCCUAUGCCCUACCUCUCCAUGGGAAUACCGGAUUUAAGAUUGGGAUUGAUGCUGGGGGACCGACGGUAACGGCCCAGUCAAGGACCUUUGUGCCAGACCCGGUCAGAGAACAAAAGGCUACUGAUUAUGUGGCUGAGUUCUGUCCACGGGCCCUAGGUCCAAUAAUCUACUCCAAGACCUGUCUGUACGCCAUGACACCUGACAGGAACUUUGUGAUUGAUAACUGCAGGAAGGUGGGCCAUCCUGAUGUUAUCUUCUGCUGCGGAGCUGGUCACGCAUUCAAGUUUGCUGCUGUUCUCGGCAGGAUCUUGAGUCAGCUAGCCAUAGAUGGUAAGACGACCUUCAACAUAGCUCCUUUCAACAUGGAGAGAGAAGCCAUCACGGACCCGAACUUCCCGAAAUCUUUCCAGCUAGGACUGCCAGAGGAAGAGGUGGCUAACGUUCAUUCAAAGCUCUAGAGACAAAGAGCAAAACAGACCAUGGUAAAGAGAAGUGAUCAACUGGUAAAGAACUGAAAAAAUAUCUGUAUAACUUCAUUGUUAAAGGUCUAAUUAAAUGUUUUCUUGUACUCCUUUUAUUUUCCAUGUUAUUUGUCAAACUAUGAGCUUGAUUAUGUACAUGUAUUACAAAAUGAUCUUUUUUUGAUAGAUAUAUUGCUAUAUCAUGCUUUUGUAUAAUGACAAUGAACUAACUAUGCACUGUAUGCAGCCUUAUUUUCUGAAGAGUAUUACUUCCAGAUGAAAGGAUAAAGUCUUGAAGACAUUAGAACCAUCCUCUUGUGUAAUCCAUUGUUAUAAAAUUAGACCUAUAUCGGUAUUGAUCGAGGAUGAAUCAAACUUUCUCUAAAGCUGUAUAGUGCAUUAAUGAUCUAUCCAGUUUGUGUGUUUGAGAAUGAGAAAAUAAAACAAUAAAUGUGUACAAUGGCUAAAACAUAUUUGUGUGAGAAGAAGUAUUAUCAUAUGAAGUGGAAUGGAAAUUUUAAGCUAUUGGAUCUCAGGAAUUAUAUUGAAAUACACUUGUACUAAUUAGGUGGUCUGUCACAGUCUGGCACAGCUGCUGAAUAUGGGUUUUCCAGCCGUUUCAUUCAUACUCAUGUAUAUACUUGUAUUGUAUGUUAUUUUUUAAUCAAACAUGGAAUAAAUACUACUACUACUACUACUACUACAUGGUCGUACUUCAGAAAAAUACUUAUGAAGUCUUCAUAUGUGAUCAAAACGGACAUGAACAGCUGAAUUGUGUCAUAAUAAUAAUAAUAUUUAAUAUUUUUAAGCGCUUUGCAAAUAUACUUUUCUGAGUAUGGGCAUAGCAUAAAGAGCUGCAAAAGAUAUUUUAUGAGCAAAGCAGUUUCAAUGUUAAUGCUUUGAUGUGUUUUGUACCAAUCACUUACAAUCACUUUCAUACUAAAAAAAAAUCACACCUUUGGACAGUGUAUGAAUAGAAGUAUGUUCAAUUAUUGUCCUUUUUUUUUACACACAUUUCUAUUUUUAUAGUAAGAUGAUAGGAAAUCUUGCCCAUGCAGCAUCCUUUUGAAUUAAUGUAAUUGCAUAUUAUGAAGAAUUAUGACAAUCAUAUUUAGUUACAUGUGCAGUUUUGAAGUGCUACUAUAAUAGCUUAAAGUAUUAUGAUACCGGUACAGUGUUAACUUUUAGGUGUUAGGUGAAUCGGUGUGUUUUACUGCAAGGCUCUGGCUUUUUAAUGCACAAUGUUAUUAUAUAAUUAUGACUUCGUAUUUUAUGAAAUUGAUUAAUUAUAUUGAAUGAACCUUAUCCUGAAAUAUAUGAUGUAUUUGAUACCCAUACCGAUUGUGAAGUCUUCCGUCUUUUGUAAUCCAAUUUAUCGGACAUAAUGGUAAAUUAAUAAGAUUUUCUUCAUAAACUAGAAUCAUUGGUAUUUGCUAUUAGGCCUUUAAAAAAAAUGUUUUGUAUUGCCCUUUGCGACCGACCCUAAAAUUCUGAAAUCGACGCGGGUCGGCUUUUUAAAAAAAAAUUGUAAGUUUGUUACCGUUUUUUAGAAAAACUGAGAAAUGUCAGCCCAAAAAGAAAGUUAAAAAAAAAUUAAAAAUUCGACCGACCGACCCAUGUUUU